Ipomoea triloba (trilobed morning glory) is the source of this 2057-nucleotide messenger RNA. Its product is annotated as pentatricopeptide repeat-containing protein At2g35030, mitochondrial. Gene Ontology annotation, molecular function: protein binding; RNA binding. The record is from RefSeq and is a predicted model, not a curated record. Bases 13 to 1974 code for a protein of 653 amino acids. The transcript has a single exon. Gene Ontology annotation, biological process: RNA modification. Lineage: Eukaryota; Viridiplantae; Streptophyta; Magnoliopsida; Solanales; Convolvulaceae.
UGUAGAGCUGAUAUGCUUACGCCUUUUCGAUCAUCAUUCUUGAGCUCUACUAAAAGAUUGGCCAUUUUCAGCCAUGUGCGAGCUCUCAUUAACUCGCUGUCAAAUCUUGAACUUCGAAAUGAUGAUCAUUUUAAGCAAUGCUACUACGUCGGUCAACCCAAAAGGGAGUGCUUUACGUUACCCAGAAUAGAUUAUACCCUGGAUCCAGAAGUAGCAAGGUCAAAUUUGAUGAUCACAAGGCUAUGCAAAGAGGGUCGUGUCAUUGAAGCACGAGGAGUGUUUGAUGAAAUGCCUGACCCAGAUGUCAUUUCCUGGACAGCUAUGAUUUCGGGGUACAUAAGCUGUGGCAUGAUUAAUGAAGCUCGGGAGUUGUUUGAUAGAGGUGAUGCUAAGAGAAAUGUUGUAACUUGGACAGCUAUGGUUGCUGGGUAUAUGAGGGGGAAUCAAAUUGUAGAUGCUGAGAGGCUUUUCAAAGAGAUGCCGGAAAAGAAUGUGGUAUCUUGGAAUAGUAUGAUUAAUGGGUAUGUGAAAGCUGGUAGAAUUGAUGAGGCUUUGGCGUUUUUUGAGAGUAUGGAAGAGAGGAAUGUGGUUUCCAGGAAUAUGGUCAUUGGAGGACUAACUCAAUGUGGGAGGGUUGAUGAGGCAUGGAGGAUUUUUGAUCAAAUGCCAGAAAGGAAUGUGAUCUCUUGGACUACCAUGAUUUCUGGGUUGUCGAGCAACGGGAGAGUAGAUGAGGCAAGAAUGCUUUUUGAGGGGAUGCCAGAGCGGAAUGUAGUUUCCUGGAAUGCAAUGAUUACUGGGUACAUAAAGAAUUUGAGGUUUGAUGAAGCAUUUGAACUGUUUGAGAGGAUGCCCGAAAAGAGUGUCCUUUCCUGGAAUACAAUGAUCUCAGGUUUUAUAGAAAACAAGGACCUGAACAGUGCAAGAAUGCUGUUCAAUGAAAUGCCAAGAAAAGAUGUAGUUUCUUGGACAUUGAUGAUUAAUGGGUCUGUGCAGAACGGCCAAAGUGAGAAAGCCAUAGAAACUUUUAGUGAUAUGCAGUGGGAUACCCGAGUAAAACCAAAUGAAGGGACGUUCGUUUGUGUUUUGAGUGCUUGUAGUGACUUAGCUGGUCUGGGUGAAGGGAUGCAAAUUCACCAAGUAAUUAGCAAGACAGUUUAUCAAGAUAACCAACCGGUCAUUUCUGGACUUAUUGACAUGUAUUCAAAAUGUGGAGAGCUGUCAACUGCCAGGAAAAUGUUUGAUGAUGGAUUAAGAGGCCAGAUGGAUCUGGUCUCUUGGAAUGGAAUGAUUGCAGCAUAUGCUCACCAUGGAUGUGGUAGGGAAGCAAUCAAUUUGUUCAACGAUAUGCAAAAGAUGGGGUUCAGACCAAACGAUGUAACUUAUGUGGUGUUGCUCGCUGCCUGCAGCCAUUCGGGAUUGGUUGAGGAAGGGUUAAAUUACUUUAUUCAGCUUAUGAGAGAUGAAUCCGUAGAGGUUGGUGAUCAUCACUACUCAUGCCUCAUCGAUCUCUGCAGUCGAGCAGGAAACCUCAAAGAGGCUUAUCGAUUCAUGGAACAACUCCAAUCAAAGCUACCUGCAAAGAUUUGGGUAGCUCUUCUUUCCGGAUGUAACGUUCAUGGGGACCAAGAAACCGGGAAAUUGGCAGGAGAAAAACUCCUAGAGGUAGACCGGGUGGCUGCAGAAAGUUCGAGUACUUAUAUGCUGCUAUCGAACAUAUAUGCUUCAAGUGGGAACUGGAAAGAAGCUGCAAAACUGCAGGGGAAAAUGAAGGAUAGAGGAUUGAGAAAGCAGCCAGGUUGUAGCUGGAUUGAAGUAGCAAAUAGGGUUCAUGUUUUUGUGGCUGGUGAUAGAUCUCAUGAUGAAACUGAGCUGCUUUAUUCUUUGCUAGGUAGUCUUCAUAUGAAAAUGAAAAGGGCUGUUUUCUUUACUACACACAAUUUCAUAUUUGAAGAUGAUUUUGCAUUCAUUUGACCUUUGGCCUUUCAUUAAUGGUUGAAAUAUGAAUCAACCAAACAGUUCAAUGCAAUAUUGUUAAUAGAGAGAGACAUAAGAUA